Messenger RNA from Penicillium macrosclerotiorum, 1080 nucleotides. Its product is annotated as ketopantoate reductase family protein. Lineage: Eukaryota; Fungi; Ascomycota; Eurotiomycetes; Eurotiales; Aspergillaceae. Gene Ontology annotation, molecular function: 2-dehydropantoate 2-reductase activity. Gene Ontology annotation, cellular component: cytoplasm. The record is from RefSeq and is a predicted model, not a curated record. Gene Ontology annotation, biological process: pantothenate biosynthetic process. The coding region runs from base 1 to 1080 and encodes 359 amino acids. The transcript has 3 exons.
AUGUCAGACCACAUUGACGUUCUUCUUUACGGCCUUGGGGCCAUUGGCUCCUUCUACGCUUUUAUCCUGAGUCGCUCCGAGCGCGUGCGCUUGACUGUCGUCGCCAGGUCGAACUACGAUGCGGUGGUCAAGAAUGUCCGUUCACUGUGUCCGAUUAAUUACACAGGGAACAUAUCCGCUGAUUUAGAAAUCAGGGAAUUACUAUCAACAGCGAGAACCAUGGCACUCACGUCCUCCGUCCCUACCGAGGUAUACUACGCCGAGUUCCUAGUUUUUGAGGCACCUGAAGCUGAGUACACAUCCACAGUGAUCAAGACACCCGCCGAGGCGUCCGCGAUGGAUUAUGUUGUCUGCGCGCAUAAGGCGAUCGAUCAAGAGGACGUGGCGACAAAAUUGCAGCCAGUGGUGGACCAAAAGCGGACAACGAUUGUGAUUAUUCAAAAUGGAGUAGGAAAUGAAGAGGCCUUCCGCAAGACGUUCCCUGAGUCCUCGAUUCUGACCUGCGUGACAUGGGUUGGAGCGACUCAAAUCAGCCCCGGAGUCGUAAAGCACACCAAAUCAGAGGAUAUGCAGAUUGGCCUAUUCCCCAAUCCCGAGGUGGCCCCGUCUAAAGAGCAGCAGCGUCUUGACACAUUCGCGGGACUCCUGGAACAUGGUCAGACGAGAUUCCAAGUCCUGGACGAUAUGCAGCGACAGCGAUGGGAGAAGGUCGUAUGGAAUGUUGCCUGGAACUCAAUUACAACUAUCACGAUGCUGGAUACUCAAACAUGGCUGCAUUCGUCGAUCGAGGCUGAGCCGAUAACACGCAAAGUAAUGCGGCAAGUUAUCAAUGUUGCUCGUGCGAGUGGGGUGCCUCUAGAAGACAGUCUCGUUGAUCAGCUGAUGGAUAAGAUCAAUUCAAUGCCCGGGAUUGGCAGCAGUAUGCAGACUGAUUGCAAAAAUGGACGGCCUAUGGAGGUUGACGUGAUUUUGGGCUUUCCCAUGCGGAAAGCGAGAGAGUUCGGGGUUCCGGCAGACUCGCUCGAGAUGCUCUAUGCUCUAGUCCUAGCGCAGGAUCAUAAAAUCCGAGCAUCUCUAUGA